Messenger RNA from Scleropages formosus (Asian bonytongue), 1331 nucleotides. Its product is annotated as ubiquitin-conjugating enzyme E2 B. NCBI's taxonomy places the organism in Eukaryota, Metazoa, Chordata, Actinopteri, Osteoglossiformes, Osteoglossidae. The transcript has 6 exons. Bases 316 to 774 code for a protein of 152 amino acids. The record is from RefSeq and is a predicted model, not a curated record.
CAAACAUCACACCAAGCGUACUUAAGGCGGAAUACGACACCACAUUUUUAAAUAUGGACGUGAGCAAGUGAUUUCUUUUCUUUCCAAAAUAAAAGCUUUCAAGCUCGAACUCGCUGCCGUGUAGGAUUCGUGGACGGUUUCAAGAGCUACCCCACCCCUCCCGUCGCCUCGCUUUUCGGAGACCAUGAGUCAUGACGUCACCGCAGUUGUUCAGGCAAAGAAGGGGCGCGGAGAAGCCGAAAGCCGAAGGCGGGAGAGCGCGCCGCGGAGCUCGAGGUGACGGUGUCGCGUCGCGUCUCGUCUCGUUUUGUCGCGAUGUCCACUCCGGCCAGACGGCGCCUCAUGAGGGACUUCAAACGGCUUCAAGAGGACCCUCCCAGUGGAGUGAGUGGUGCUCCCUCAGAAAACAAUAUAAUGCUGUGGAAUGCAGUCAUAUUUGGACCUGAAGGUACCCCAUUUGAAGAUGGAACUUUUAAACUUGUGAUAGAAUUCUCAGAGGAAUAUCCAAACAAGCCUCCCACAGUUCGAUUCAUCUCCAAAAUGUUCCAUCCAAAUGUUUAUGCAGAUGGGAGUAUAUGUUUAGAUAUCCUUCAGAACCGCUGGAGCCCUACAUAUGAUGUCUCAUCAAUUUUAACUUCUAUUCAGUCCCUGUUGGACGAGCCGAACCCCAACAGCCCAGCCAACAGCCAGGCAGCCCAGCUUUACCAGGAAAACAAGCGGGAGUAUGAGAAGAGGGUGUCUGCCACUGUGGAGCAAAGCUGGAUUGACUCCUAACACACCGAGAGGCCUGGGGCACUCACUGCUCUUUCCAAACCCAGUCAAUUCAUUUACCUCACUGGGGAGAGAUGUCCACAGCUGAUCAUCUUUCAAGUGCCACUGCCAGGAAGGAAUUAUACCCUUUUGAAUUUUUUGCCAACAUGAGUGCAAAAGCAGCCUUUUAAGAGGGGUGUAUAUUUAUGUUUUGUUGCAUGAUGUGACAGAAAUUAUUGCUAAAAGAACUUUUAUGUUUUACAGGUAGUCUUACAAAUUACACUUUCAACAUAUGCAACUCAAGACAACACAGACCGGCCGUCCCAUCAGCCUUUUUAAGUUAUUUUUGAUUCCCAGUGUUUGGUCGUAGCAUCUAAAGAGGACCGCUUCACCUGCAGUACCAUAAUACAGGCUAGAUACACUGCUGCAAGACACCUGUCUUUCUUAUUGACUCAGUCAGUGUGUCUAUCAGCUACUGCAUUUUAUUUACAGAAACAUUGUUUUAUUUACGGAACAUGUUUAUGACUCCAUCUCAAUUGCUUUUUCUUUAAAAUGGCUAGCAGUCAGUAUUAGUAUUCUGG